AUGAACAUGUCACAGCCGUCCGGUUACAACUUGCAGAUGCCUGCGACGGCACCGGGACCGACAGGUGGACAGCAACCACAGCAAACAGAAGGACAACGAGGAGCAGACGAGGCGUUCCGACAGUUGCAGCAAAGGCUAGCGACAGGCCCUACGGCGGCUGCCACGAUGCACCCCGCAAUGCAGAAGCAUGUGCAGCAGCAACAACAGCAACAGCCACAGUCUUCAUCUACUUUUCAACAUUUUGGUCUACCGGGCGCGCGUACAGGUAGUUUUCACUUUUUACCAAGUGGG
This is a messenger RNA of Amoebophrya sp. A25, 291 nucleotides long. NCBI's taxonomy places the organism in Eukaryota, Dinophyceae, Syndiniales, Amoebophryaceae. The record is from the annotation of a GenBank genome assembly.